AUACCGAAAGGCAUGAAGUAUAGUUUAAGCUUGUUGGAUCUUUUUCAUAAACUUUUAUAUGCAGCAUUUGGAUAAUCUGGAAAACUUGAAACUGCCAGCGUUUUUCUUGAAGUUAACCGUUAUACACAAGAUGUCAUCGUCUGCCAAUAGUUACCAAUUUUCGGGAAAGAUCUUUACUUCAAGAGCACAGCAGAAUACAGCCGUUAUGAUAGCGGUUUUAUUCGGACUGAACAAACUGUAUGACUGUGUUUUCAUAAUAUUCCAAAUUGUUCUCUACAUAUACAAAGGUUUACGUUUGCCAUAUGAACCAAGUGAUAUCGGUCUGGAAGCAGCGUUGCUGGCAGUAUUGCUAAUCCUCGAUGCACUGCGAUUUGCUUUUGGAACCAGAGGCUAUCUUACGCAAAAAACCGCUUCGCUUAGUUUAGCGUUUUUACUAACUCCAGCGGCUCUUCUAAUCGGGCUACAUGUAAUGUUCUGGCAGACAUACGUGACCUUCGCGGAUUAUGUUCUGGGAGCAAUUUUAAUUGCCAUCCACUCAGCUGAAUUACUGGCUUUAUUAUUAGCGAUUCUUCUAUGUGCAUCGCGCCGAAGUUUGCCUUCCGGAUAAUGACUCCGAGGUCCGGCCCGUGACCUUUACAUUUGAUUGUGAUAAACUGCAAGAAGAACCAGCAGUGUUUUAUAAUAGCCUGGUGGCAUGGUGUUUUGUCUCUUUGUUCCAUAACUGCGAUUCAAUGAAAUCGUGUUUUGUGAAAUGAUUUGUGGAUACUUUAUUUAUAAAGUGACGGCACGUUGUUAUUAUGCUUUACUUGAGAGCCACUUGCAUCAGCCGUGCUUAAAAUUAUGGCUUAAAAUUAUUGGUUGUACGCUUAUUUAGCUGUAAGCUGUAUUGUACACAGUGUACAGCAUGCAUGAUUGCUGCAUCAUCAGCAACCCGGUAAUGAUAUGAUUAACAUUUUAUCGUUACUGAUUUGCAAACUUUAUUACAAAAUUGGCCAGUACGUUACUCCGUUUGCUGAAUCGCGCGCAUGACUGUCUGCAUUUGAUUGAUCUACAAAAUUGUACAUACACAUUUUCAAAAAAGUGUUUGUUUGUUCUUUACUUACGUUAG
This is a messenger RNA of Paramacrobiotus metropolitanus, 1108 nucleotides long. RefSeq names its product transmembrane protein 216-like. NCBI's taxonomy places the organism in Eukaryota, Metazoa, Tardigrada, Eutardigrada, Parachela, Macrobiotidae. Gene Ontology annotation, biological process: non-motile cilium assembly. The transcript is spliced from 6 exons. Gene Ontology annotation, cellular component: ciliary transition zone. The record is from RefSeq and is a predicted model, not a curated record. Bases 59 to 607 code for a protein of 182 amino acids.